ACAGCGAUGGAGCAAUCCAUGUCGCGGAAGAAAUGCAAUCGCCGGGUCGUCGACUCCCACAGAUAAUGAACAUGACUUUAGCUAUUGGCCUCUGUACAGCAGUACCGCUAUUAGCAGUCCUGAUAGUUGCCAUGAAAGACAUGGACCGAGUAAUAAACGCUGGAAUGUCAGCCGUGCAACUAUUAUACCAAGCAACAGGGCCAAGAAGGGUGACAGUGGCACUUAGGUGGGUCAACUGUGGGCGUCUUUCAUGGGCUUUCGCCAGAGACAGAGGUACUCCAUUUCCCGAUUUCUUCGACAACAUAGACAAGCGGCUCGAAUUCCCGCUUCGCACAACUAUAGCCUCUACUAUUUUUGCUGCUAUUUAUGGCACCACCGCCUUCAACUCCAUCAUUACCUCUGCUAUUACGUUAUUGAACUUGAGUUACGCUAUUCCCCAGGUUAUCCUCGUCACGCGAGGUCAGUGUCUGCCAAAGCGGCCGCUUGGUCUUGGUCGAUGGGGAUAUGUCUGGAAUGUUUUCGUGCCGCUGUUACUUACAGUCCUAGGUGUUAUGAUCUGUUUCCUGCCUGAUCUUCCAGUUACCUUGGGCUCGAUGAAGUGUAGUGACGAGUUCAUGGGACCCAAUAUUGACUGGGAGAUGUUGGACCUGAAAAAUGACACGCCGAGCGACUCGUCGACAGAUGUAGUUGAGCCGAACAUAAAUCUGUGA
Messenger RNA from Penicillium crustosum, 710 nucleotides. RefSeq lists its product as uncharacterized. Gene Ontology annotation, biological process: transmembrane transport. The transcript is spliced from 5 exons. Bases 33 to 710 code for a protein of 225 amino acids. Gene Ontology annotation, molecular function: transmembrane transporter activity. Gene Ontology annotation, cellular component: membrane. The record is from RefSeq and is a predicted model, not a curated record. NCBI's taxonomy places the organism in Eukaryota, Fungi, Ascomycota, Eurotiomycetes, Eurotiales, Aspergillaceae.